Molossus molossus (Pallas's mastiff bat) is the source of this 4269-nucleotide messenger RNA. RefSeq names its product collagen alpha-1(III) chain. The transcript is spliced from 2 exons. NCBI's taxonomy places the organism in Eukaryota, Metazoa, Chordata, Mammalia, Chiroptera, Molossidae. The coding region runs from base 1 to 4269 and encodes 1422 amino acids. The record is from RefSeq and is a predicted model, not a curated record.
AUGUCCAUUGAAGCCCAAGCCCUGAGGAAGAAGGUCGGCAAGGUGACCUGCGACCCAGCAGUCCGCGCCAUCCUCGGCAGCCUGCUGCUCUACAUCACCCACCAUGAAGACGGGCCGCAGGGGCCCCCUCCUGCUGAGGGGGCAGAGAGCCAGGUGAGCCAGAAGCCGGAGCCCCAAGACGCCAGCCGGCGGCUCACACAUUUCCAGCUCCUGCGGGCCAAGUUCAUGGGCACUGGCCGGGAGCACUGCCUCAAGAAGACUCGGGAGGUGGGAAGGCUGAUCUUUAAGGACAAGCAAGGCCCAAGCAGGAGCUUGGUCACUGCCACCAUCAAUAAGCUCCUGGAGAAGACCAGGGAAGGGGCCGACAAUUCAGCAGGGGGCCAGGAGCCCUUCUGCAGUGAUAAGCCCCGGUGGGGCCUCCCCUCCGGGAAAAACACCGUGAAAAACAUUCUGAAGAAGUUCUUGGCCGCAGAGGAGAAGGAGGCUGAGGAGAAGAGGCUUCGUGAGACGUCUCCUGCAGAGCGGCCCAAAGCUGCCAGGGGCCUCCUGCCAAAGAUCAUGGGCAAGAAGGGCUCGGUCCUAUCCAAACUGCGGGAGAAGUUUGAACAGAGCAGCUGUCUUUGCUCAGAGGCCAGCGUGCUGCUGCUCCACACAGAGGACAGAAAGAAAAAGAACCUGCAGAGGAAGAAAAUGCACCGGCCCGAGACCCGUGUGCUCUGCACGACCACCUUGGCCAGCACUUGCAUCAGGAUGCCCCUUGCCCGCUUGCUGGCCUGCUCGGCAGAGCCCAUGCCAGCCUUCAGCAUUGCCACCGUUGUCUGUGGCCCCAGGAGCUGGCUGUCGCACUGCGCCAAACUCAAACACUCAGAGCUGCGGCGUGUGCCCCCGAAAGAAGCAGGCAGGCCCCCCACCGCAGAGGAGACGGUGCCUGGUGGGAACAAAACACCAGGACAGGAGCUGUUUAAUGGAGGGCCCUCGCCAUCCUUGAUACAGCAGGCCGCUGUUCCCAGCCUGGCAACAGUGUCGGCACGUGCAGGGCCUGAGUGCAUGCCCGAGCCAGCCUCCUCUGCUGCCUCCCAAGGCGGUGAACCCCUUCCUGGCCCGGAACCCAAGUUAUCCUCACUCGAACCAGCCAGCCCAGGACACGCUGGGGUGUUGGGAGGUGAUAGGAUGGGGGGCCCCCAGGCAGGGAGCUCCACAGAUGAUACCCAGGGAUCAAAGAGGGCAGGAGCAGGUGUCUGCCCUGGACCCACAGGUGAGGGAGCAGAGGAGGCUCCUCAGGUGGACCUGAUGGUUUGCAGUUCAGAGGAGGAAACAGAAAGAAUGAGUUCAGACUCAGAGCAAGACCCUCUCUUUGCUGUUCAGAAGAGCUUCCCAGAACAGAAAGUACCAGAACACAUCCCCCCGCUCCACGUGCCUGCAGCCCAGGCUGCCCGGUGCACACAGCUGGCCUUGGAGCCUCCGCAGGUAACGGUCAGACUUCCGGUUGUCCAUGAAAUGCCACUCCUUCCUGUCACACUGCAGAAGACAUCGGACAGUGCAGACCAACCUGCUCCGGUUUCGGGAGGAGAGCGUGUGGUUGGAAAUGCACAAGCGCUGUUUCCCACUGUGACAGAGAGUAGAAGUGCCAACGUGGCCGCGAUGGGCGUGAGCGAGGCUGUGGGGACGCCCGGGGGACUCAGCACUCCUCCCCAGCAGGACUCCGCGGCAGGCCUAAGUCUCGCACCACUGCGGGGUGCGGCCAGCGUGGAUGGUGCCAUCCCAGAGGCAGCUCAGACACCGAAACCACAGACAGGUCCCCCUGGAGGAAAAGAAGACCAAGGCAGCUUUGGGGAUUCAAACACGCUUGAGAACCAUAAGGAUGUCUCAGGACAGGGUGUUUCUGAGCUCAGUUAUGAGAGGCAUCCGCUGCCAGCCUCGGAGGAAAUGCGGGUCCGCGAGGAGGGCACCCCGUCACAUGACUCCACAGCUUCGGAAACUCGUCCGGGAGGAGACAGUCGCUCUGCUCCUGGCGGUCAGCAAGAGCCAUCUCCCAGCGAGGGAGACUGGACAGGCAUCCCAACACUGCUGGUGGCCCCAGUCAGGGAUUGGACGAGGUCUACGAGUGUGACCACAGUGGAUAAGAACAUCCUGUGUGAGCAAGAAGAACACAGGGGCGCACCACUGACUGAGUCCGCCCAGCCCCUACUGAUGGCCAGCCAUGACCGUGGUGAGGACAGACCAACUUCUUUAAAUGAAGGCCCCAACCUAAGUAUCAAAACCCCCAGACAGGGGACAACCACAGGGUUCACCAAGAGUCACACAACAUCAGCACCAGGUAACACUGUGAACCCCGAAAACGAUACCCCUGAAAAGUGGAGCGCUUUGUGCAAGGGAGACUUCAGCUCCUUGCCAACAGCUCCCAGGCUUGUAGCAGAGGGUCUCGGUCAUGAACUCAACCAACACCUCGUCUCGGCACCAAGUGGGCCCGUGAAGCGCCCCAGCAGCAGCGCAGCGGAGGGCCACGUUGGCGAAGACUCGGGGCGGCACCUGCCUGUGACUUUGGGAUCGCUGACCGCUCUCCCACAGGAGGCCGCCGGCCCCCAACUCGCGCCUGAUGAACCCGGGCUGGGGGUGGCUAAUGCACCGGCAGCAAACACAGCCAGUGCCACAGCAGGAAGCAGAAAUACCGCGGCUGAGCGAGCAGGUCCUUGGGGGAAUAACGCCAAGUCCCCGGUUCCCACCUCAAAUCACCGCACGCUGCAGGGUGGUGGUGUAGAGAGGCCUCCACACCACAGUGUGGACAGCCCACCACUGUCUUCUGAGGAGCCACAGGCCAAGGAUAAGGAGCACAUCAUGUCUGAAAAGCAGCUUCCUCUCGGUGCUGGGGUUUCCCAUCAGUUUCCCUCAGUGUCAUCCACAGUAGCAGAGGGGGCACCCCAGAAGUGUCCUGACCUCCAGGCACACCUGCUGAUUCAGUCCCGUACACAGACUGCUGUCGUGGAGGAAACAGAGGUUGGAGAGAGGCCAUGGGCACAGGCAGGCCUGAGGGGUGGGGAGGAGGGGGUCUCAGGGCCUGUGGGGCCGAGGGGUCCUGGUCAGAAGGGAGGAGUAGCUCCUUCGGACCCAGAGAAAAUCAGGCCUGGAGAGAGGUCAUGGGCACAGGCAGGCCUGGGGGGUGGGGAGGAGGGGGUCUCGGGGCCUGUGGGGCCGAGGGGUCCUGGCCAGAAGGGAGUAGCUCCUUCGGACCCAGAGAAAAUCAGGCCUGGAGAGGGGCCCUGGGCACAGGCACAGGCAGGCCUGGGGGGUGGGGAGGAGGGGGUCUCGGGGCCUGUGGGGUUGAAGGGUCCUGGUCAGAAGGGAGUAGCUCCUUCGGACCCAGAGAAAAUCAGGCCUGGAGAGAGGCCAUGGGCACAGGCACAGGCAGGCCUGGGGGGUGGGGAGGAGGGGGUCUCAGGGCCUGUGGGGCCGAAGGGUCCUGGUCAGAAGGGAGUAGCUCCUUCGGACCCAGAGAAAAUCAGGCCUGGAGAGAGGCCAUGGGCACAGGCACAGGCAGGCAUGGAGGGUGGGGAGGAGGGGGUCUCGGGGCCUGUGGGGUCGAAGGGUCCUGGACAGAAGGGAGUCCCUCCUUCAAACCAGAAAACUGCGCUGUUUGACUCCGAAGAGGCUCAGACACAGCCCUGGGAUGACAUGGAGGGAGGUGACACCGUGACCACUGAAGUGAAGACUCCCUACCAACACGCUGAGAAGGGUCCAGAACACCCACCAGGGCAGUGGGUGCAGACUGUAGAGGAUCCCUCAGAGCAACACGGUGUCCCCACUGAAGAGAGGCAGGGGCGCCCGGCACAGGCCCAGGCCAGCAGGACGGCACCCCAAAACUUGGCACAGCCCACAGGCAACUCAACAGUGCUGGCACCGAUCACAGGUGCAAGUGGGAAGUCCCAGAGAUCAGCCCCCACGGGCAGCCAGGGUGCACCGGGGGCGCCACAGAAGGAGGGAGAACACCACCCUGAGGUGACCAAGAGCUACAUGGCCUCCCGCCCUGAGCCAGCACCGGGCUCCCCAGUGCCCAUGCCCGAGCCUGGGGACUGCCGGAUGCCCAGUGCCCCGGCCCAGGAAGGGCUCCCGGACAUCUCCAGGGCAGGAAGAGACACAUUGGGUCUUGAACAUCAGAGAAGGUCAUCACACCAUGCGAAGUACAAAGCCCAAAGCUUUAGUGACCAGAGGUCCUUUGAUUCCUUUAGAACAAAAAUCAUCAGGGCCAAUGACACGUUCGAACUUCCAAAGUGA